Molecule: messenger RNA, 795 nt
Organism: Boeremia exigua
Lineage: Eukaryota; Fungi; Ascomycota; Dothideomycetes; Pleosporales; Didymellaceae
Exons: 3
Coding region: 1-795 (264 amino acids)
Cellular component (GO): intracellular anatomical structure
Molecular function (GO): oxidoreductase activity, acting on NAD(P)H, oxygen as acceptor
Source: RefSeq, a predicted model, not a curated record
AUGAACGCCGUCCCCGAAGCAGGCCCGGUCAAAACAAUCCAGCUACAAGACAAAAUCAUCGCCAUCACCGGCGCCAACAGAGGCAUCGGGCUCGGCAUAGCAGACUGCUGCCUCGCCAACGGCGCGGCGAAAAUCUACUCCAUCGACAUCGGCGCGCCCGGCGACGAAUUCGCCGCCGUCGAGAAAAAGUACCCCGGCCGGCUGUUCGCAGUGCAGGCAGAUGUCACGCAGGAAGACUCGAUCCAGGCGGCCGUGGACAAGAUCCUCGCCGAGGCCGGGGGACUGCACGGCAUGGUCGCCAACGCGGGCCGCACCAAGCACAAACCCGCACUAGACUUCACAACCGCCGAACUCGACCAACUCUGGGGCGUGAACCUCUACGGCUCCUUCUACACCGCGCGGUGCGCAGCGCGGGCCUUCAUCGCACAGGGCGUGCGCGGCUCCAUCGUCUUCACGGCGUCGAUGGCGUCGCACCGGCCGAACAAAGUGGUUCCGUCCGCGCCGUACGGGGCGUCGAAAGCCGGGAUCCGCAAUAUGACGCACACGCUGGCGAUGGAGUGGGCGCAGUACGGGAUCCGGGUUAACUCGGUGUCGCCGGGGUUGGUCAAGACGGCGAUGACGUAUUGGGUCGAGCAGCAGGCCGACUGGGAGCAGCAGUUGAAGUACUAUGGGGGGAUUCCGCGGUUGGCCGAGGUGGAGGAGUUGGGGGGUGCGUAUGUGUAUUUGCUGAGUGAUGCGGCGAGUUAUACGACGAGUAUUGAUGUGCCGGUGAACGGGGUGAUUGGGAUCUGUUAG